AUGGGAAAGCGCAAGGUCACCGCCCUCGAGAAGGUCGAUGUCGACUUCGCGAGUCUGCAGUACAAGAUCCGUCGCGAUCCCCGGUCCUACGAGGAAAACUUCCUUCAGCAAUGGGGCCAGUACGAGAGUCAGCGCGAGGUCUUCCUGACCUCCCCGACGACCGCGACGAGAGAGUACACCGAGUCCUUCCAUAAUCUCGUCGACCUGAUCGCCCACACGGCCGACCUCUACCCGAAGCACGCUGCCGCUUUCCCCGACGACCUGAAGGCGAUCCUGCUCCAGCACCAUGAAGUGCUGCACCCCGAGCUGCGCGAGAAGAUCGUCGGCAGCCUGGCGCUCCUGCGUAAGAAGGAAGUCAUCGACUCGACAAGCCUCCUCACGUCGCUGUUCCCGAUCCUCGUCUCCUCGCCAAGCAAGACCCUGCGCACGCUCCUCUUCCAGAAGAUCCUCUCCGAGAUGCGCAAUGCCAACUCCAAGGGCACGAACCACCCGCUCAACCGCACCAUCCAAACCGUCCUCUACAACCUCAUCACCGCCGACCGCACGUCGCCCAAGGCCUUGUGGGCUGUCAAGUUGACGAGGGAGCUGUGGAAGCGCCAGAUCUGGACCGAUGCGAAGACUGUGGACGUGAUGAAGGAGGCGUGCCUGUCGGACAACGAGAAGGUUGUCGUUGGCGCCACAAGGUUCUUCCUGGGUGGCGACAAGGAGCGCGAAGAGAUGGAGGACGAGGACAGCGACGAGGAGCAGAUUGACUUGCAAAAGAUGAAGCACCAGAUCGGCAUCAACAAGAAGUCCAAGAAGCAACAGAAUGCGUACAAAAAGGCUGUCUCCAAACUCCACAAGCAGGAGCGCAGCAAGAGCAAGCCUCACCCGCUCAACUUCUCCGCCUUCCACCUCCUGCACGACCCGCAGGGCUUCGCCGAGAACGUCUUCCAGAAGCACCUGCAGAACACCAAGGUCAAGUUCUCGCAAGAGAACCGGAUCCUCGUCCUGCAGCUCGUCACAAGAUUGGUUGGUCUGCACAAGCUGACCAUCAUCAGCUUGUACUCGUGGUUCAUCAAGUUCCUCACCCCUCGUCAAGAAUCCGUCACUUCGUACCUCGCCUGCCUGGCCCAAGGCACACACAACCUGGUGCCUCCCGAUGCCGUCGAGCCCCUCAUCCAGAAGAUCGCCAACGAGUUUGUGUCGGAAGCUUCUGCUUCCGAGGUUGCGGCUGCUGGUUUGAACGCUAUCCGUGAAAUCUGUGUCAGACAACCUCUGGCGAUGAGCGACACGUUGCUUCAAGAUCUUGUACAGUACCGCAAGAGCAAAGACAAAGGUGUGAUGAUGGCUGCCAAGGGUCUUUUGUCUCUGUACAGAGAAGUAGGCGCGGAGCUGUUAAUGAAGAAGGACAGAGGCAAGGACGCGACCAUGGGCCUGAGGAGCGGCGAGAUGAAGCAAAGGAAGUUCGGAGAGGAGGAGGUCGGAGGCAUCGAGGGCAUCGAGCUGUUGGCGAAGUGGAAGGAAGAGCAGCGCAAACUCAGACGCGAGGCGAAGGGUCUCCCGGCGGACGGCAGCGACAAGGACGACGAGGAGGACGAUGGCUUCAACUCUGACGACUGGGAGGUCGACUCGGUUGACAGCGAUGACUCUGGUGGCUGGAUCGCCGUCGAUCACUCUUCUGACGAAGAGGAGGAGCCGGUGCCGAAGAAGCGCAAGACGGGCGAGGAGGGCUCUGACGACGAGGAUGAGGCUGAUGAGGAGGACGAUGCCGCCGAGAUCGAGAGGAUACAGAAGCUCGCGACCACCACCAUCCUCACCCCCGCCGACUUGGCAAAGCUCCAAGAGCUCCGCCUGGAGGCCGGCCUGAACAAGACGCUGGGCAACCGCACGUCAAAGAGAUCGAAGGAGAUUGAGAAGGCCCUCGCGCGGCACCUGGACGACGGUCUUACGGCCGAGCAGAUCGAGGCACCCGCGAAGCUGCGCAAGACGACAAAGGAGGAGAGAGUGGCCAUGGCGAGGGAGGGCAAGCCGGACCGCGAAGAGCACAAGUCCACGAAGGCCAUCCGCAAGUCGAAGAAGGACGCCGAGGGCAAGAGUACGACGAACAAGGAGAAGGCGCGCCAGAAGAAUUUCUUGAUGACGCUGAGCAAGGCGAAGCACAAGAACAAGCGCAGUUUGGUGCAGACGCGCAAGGUGCUUCAGGGACAUAUCACGAGGAGUAAGGCUGGUGGCAGACGGCGUAACGGCAUGUAG
Messenger RNA from Colletotrichum chrysophilum, 2235 nucleotides. RefSeq names its product Severe Depolymerization of Actin (gene SDA1). Gene Ontology annotation, cellular component: nucleolus. Bases 1 to 2235 code for a protein of 744 amino acids. The transcript has 2 exons. Gene Ontology annotation, biological process: ribosomal large subunit biogenesis; ribosomal large subunit export from nucleus. Lineage: Eukaryota; Fungi; Ascomycota; Sordariomycetes; Glomerellales; Glomerellaceae. The record is from RefSeq and is a predicted model, not a curated record.